UUCCUAUUCACCGAAUUCAUCUUUGAUUAAAAACAAAUAUGAGAUGAUGAAUAAACGCGAAUGCCCGAAAAGCCCCGGCAAAUUUUAGCCAUUGAGACAAAGGUUUCGGUCAAUGAAAUUUAGUUUAAUUAUGGCGAGCAUCUGAUAAAGAGGAAAUGGAGCAGGGCAUGAUACUCUGAGAGUGCAAUGGGAAGGUUGUAAGGCUCUUCUUCGAUUUCAAGGAUUUCUGCAAGGAUCAAAUAUGAAGCGUCGACCAGGAAUAUCAGGGCUUCAAAAAACUGCUGCAGCUCGUGAUCAAUACAAGUUACUUGGAGAUAAUGUAGCUAAAAUACGAACAGAUCUUUUGAAGGAGCAACUUUCUACCUUCAGGACACAGCUUGAAGAUUUUGCGCGUAAACACAAGAAUGAUAUUAAGAAGAAUCCCGCUUUUAGGUCACAGUUCCAUGAGAUGUGUGCCAAGGUUGGUGUGGAUCCACUUGCAUCAAACAAGGGAUUUUGGGCUGAACUGCUAGGCAUUGGUGACUUCUAUUAUGAACUUGGGGUCCAGAUUGUUGAUAUUUGUUUGGCAACAAGACCACACAAUGGAGGUUUGAUUGAGCUACAGGAGCUGCAAGCUCUCCUUUCAAAAAGACGGAGAUCAUCCCGUGAAGCUAUAUCAGAAGAUGAUUGUUUGCGUGCUAUUAGUAAGCUCAAGGCACUAGGGAGUGGAUUCGAAGUCUUUUCUAUUGGGAAGAAAAAGCUUGUUCGAUCUGUUCCUACAGAAUUAAAUAAGGACCAUAAUGAAAUUUUUGAAAUGGCUCAGGUUCGAGGGUAUGUCAUGGUUGAGGAAGUUGAGAGGAAGCUGUGUUGGUCUUCAGGCCGUGCUAUUGAUGCCCUUCAAACUCUUCUUAAGGAGGGCCUUGCAAUGAUCGAUGAUGGUCAUCCUGAUGGUAAGAGACGAUUUUGGUUUCCAUGUAUAGGCUCCUCGUUUUCCGGCGCUGCAGAUGCUGAUACAAUAUCCUUGUGAAAAUUUUGAUGUACUUUGAAGUUUACCCAAUUAAAGGUUGUGAACAUCACCUGGCUUUGCAUGACAAAGGUUUGGAUUCUUCAUCCAGUCCCAAGGAAGAGCAACUCAAGGAUGUUGCCUUCAACUUUCCUUGAACUUGGGAAAAUUUGUGGUCGACAGAUAGCUGUGUGACAUGAAUAUUUGCAGUUAUUAUGUGAAUAAUCUUGAAUGUUAAAAGCAGCACUUAGUUCUGAGAGAAGAUUUAUAGUUGCUCAAGUAUAUAGAGACUGGUCUUUCCUAAUCUCAUGUCCACAAUGGCCUGUAUUAUUAAUUUACACCAUCCUCCCAAAAUAAAGUGUCGAAUAUUAAAUCUAUCCCUUUUUAUAUUCCAACUUCUUGCCUUCCUCGUUUAUGCUACCACCUACUUGUAUUAUUGAUCUCCUUGCAUGUAUCCAUUUCUCUUGAAUCGCUUUGGACCUAUCAGGAGCCAUUUUGUGGAAAUAAGGCACUCUUAUACAACCUAACAAUGAAUCUAAGGUCCACGGUAGUCUGAAGGUUCUUUAUGCAGAUGAUUGAGAGAAGGGAUUGUUAUAUGAUGAGAUAACAGAAUAGGAAUGGAACAUAAGCCAAAAAUUAAUAAAAUGACCGGUGGAAAUGUUGGUGUUGAA
Molecule: messenger RNA, 1653 nt
Organism: Cryptomeria japonica (Japanese cedar)
Lineage: Eukaryota; Viridiplantae; Streptophyta; Pinopsida; Cupressales; Cupressaceae
Product: vacuolar protein sorting-associated protein 22 homolog 1
Exons: 9
Coding region: 242-1006 (254 amino acids)
Biological process (GO): protein transport to vacuole involved in ubiquitin-dependent protein catabolic process via the multivesicular body sorting pathway
Cellular component (GO): ESCRT II complex
Source: RefSeq, a predicted model, not a curated record